AUGAAUACAACAUAAUUAGUACCAACAUAUGAUGAUGUUCGUACAGGCAAAACAUGGGUAGGAGGACCAACCUACGAAAUACAAAAGUAGCAUAUUCCAGGAUAUUAAGGACAUGUGAAAGCAUUAGAAGCUGAAAGUUAACACGGCAAAACAUUUGCAAAAAUAACAGCUGAAUGUAUAAAUAAUAGAUAUAAAAGUGGUUUCAUAAUAGAUUAAGAAGAAUAAUUUAAAACUAAUUAUAAAUUAGAAUUUUAAAAGCCAAAUUUAAGAAAUAAUCCUGCUUUUUCAUAAUAUAGUAAUAUUAAUGAAAAAUAAAAAAUUGAUGAAAUUGAAAGACUUGAAUUAAUUAAAACAUAACUUUUAGCUUAACCAAGAAGUAUUGAUGAUGUUCCUCCUAUUGAUAGAGUACAUGUUAUUGGUUAUUAAGGAUUUAAACCAGUGUAUAGAUAUCCAAUUAAAUAAAUAAAGCCAUAAUCAGUAGAAGAAAUUAAUUAAUAAGCAUAAACUAUUUUGGCUUUAACUAAAGGAGAUUUAAAUCCACCAAAAGAAGUGCCUGUUGUAGGUUAUUCAGGAUUUUAAAAAAGUAUUAAAUCAGAAAAUAUGUUUGGAAAAACAUUCAAGGAAUUAAGCAAUUUAAGCAAUAAAUAGUACUGA
Molecule: messenger RNA, 654 nt
Organism: Ichthyophthirius multifiliis
Lineage: Eukaryota; Ciliophora; Oligohymenophorea; Hymenostomatida
Exons: 3
Source: RefSeq, a predicted model, not a curated record